AUGAAUACUAGUGGAUGUGUUUCCUGUUCUAAGUUAGGUUUGAUAGCUUAUGGUGAUUCUAGUAGCACAAACAGUAAUUUAUGUAUUACUUUCUUAGAAACGGUUAACGGAAUCAACUGGAGGUUCCAUCCUCCAAAACAAUACAGUAUUCAUAAUCAGUUGCAUGAAGAACAGAACUCUAAUAGCAAUAAAAAGGGAGUUAACCUAUUUUAUGAUUUAAGGUCGGUUCAUUGGAACAACUGGUCUUUGUUAAAUGGUGAACUGCUGGCUGUUUGUGAUGAUUUAGGAAACAUGACCAUGCUGACUGCGGGUCAAACUCGUGAUGGGAAUGGGACAUACCAUAAGAUGACGGUAUUAUUUCAAGAUAACGUAUAUAAGAUUCACAAUCAAAUUAUACCUCUUGAUACGGUAUCAAAGAAAGAGGGUAGUUUAAAGGUUGAUCGGAAGCACACGAAAAAAGAGUAUGGCUCCACUAUCCUUGACUUUCAGUGGAUUGGCAACCAGAAGCCUGAAAUUGCCCAGAUAAAGGCUCAACGAGACCCUAUGACUAAUACAUUUGAGAGUCAGAUGCAGCAAUGCCCACCUUCGGGAGUUUUCCACCCCGCCUCAGUAAAAAAUGCUUGUAUUGCAAUCAGAAGAAACGGACACACCGAUUUAUGGUAUCAAUUCUCUAAUACGCUAGACUACAAGAAAAUAUCUCUGCAACUUACCAAAAACAAGGAAUCCGAGUGGCUGCGGCAUGCUAGGAUUGCCCAUAUGGAUGUGGAGCAAUCCUUUUUGGUUGGCAUGUAUUCUAACAUCUCCAAAUGCUUCUCAUAUUAUGAAUUGCAGGUGGAUUGGAAUCUAAGCCAUAAGGAUCCAAGCAUGGUACUUGAUCCUAAGCUGAAUUUAAAGCAUAUAUUUCGAGCUAACCCUGAUACUAUGGGCCCUAAUGGUGAGCUCCUAAAGCUGGAAAACUUUCAUAUUAUUUCAAAGAAGGCUCUACAAGGAUCGAGACCUGAGAUUCUCAUUUCGUACAAUAUCCUGGGUACUACUAAGACCCUUGUAAGAAGGUUUGAGAUGAUAAAGACAACCCCAAACAUGGUAUUUCUUUCUUCUUUUGGAGUGAAUAUAAGCAAUGCUAACGGUAGCUCGAAAUUAAGUCGUUAUACAUUGAAGCAUGUACAAGACUUAGUGUUUGAACAUAAAGUAUUAGACAUACAGCCGCAUGCACUGGAUUCUUUGGUUGCCUUUAGGUUGCAAAAUGGAGAAAUGCACUUUUACAACAGGUAUACUUGGAAACUUGAAGAGGACUCAGAGGCUAGUUCAGUUCCGUAUACUAAAGAUUCUAUUUUCUCUAUUUUUGCCACAGGUUUUGUAUUCCCUAAUAUACCCCCAAUAGAUGCUGUCGAGUGGUGCAUCAAUUCGCCCUCAUCUGGUGGAGUAAUAGUCAAACUGAAGCAAAACAAGGGACCUCAAUUUCUCACGCUGAAGACUAAGGUAACAGAAGACCCAUCAAAAGAUACUAUACAUGCAACUGCAUUUGCAUUUGAGUUCUUCCGUUUUAAUAACCGUCUUCAUAGUGGCGAGGACUUGGUAAUUGCCAUAAAAACUCACAUUCUCAAGUUGCAGCAAAUCGAUGCAAACCGUGCGGUUGAUUUUAUUUUUAUCAUUAUAUCUACCAUUUUAAAACUAUAUGGUAUUCAGUUUGAAGGGCCCAAGGAAGUUCUCGAUAAGCUACUGCAAUCUAAAGCCAUCCAAAAGUUACUGCUUCUUCAGAUGGAGUUAGGCUCCCAUUUGCAGAAUAGAACAGUUUUCAGUAUGGCAUAUGCUGCGAUGAAGCUGAGAAGCAUAAAGUUAGCCAUGAAUGGGGUUGCGAGGAACGUACAUGCAAUGAUUCAGCACACUGCUUUAGUCAACUCUCUUCCAAAUGGUAAAGGUUUCCAGUUUGCAUUCUCUAAACAGGAUCUGAUAUACUCUCUAAUACCAUCCAUCAAUUGGUUUGUUACGUUUGUAACUUUUCUCACUCAGCAGCUCAUACUGCUGGUGAAUAAUCCCGCUGAUAAAACACAUUCCCUAGUUAUAGGGAUAUUCUCUUCCAUCACUACAAGGCAGUUGAUGUUGAAAUUGGUAAUGGAAUUGAAAAAUCUAAUUGGACUCAUUACGAAAUUCCCAGAAACUAACUACACCAUUCUAAAUGAAUCGUCCAAUUUCUUAAGGAAAGCGCUUGGAGACAGCCCAGUAAAUCUAGAAAAGUUUGAAACGUUCUUAACUGAUGUCAACAGCAAGUUCGCUUCUUUAGCCGACCAGGAUGUAACCGCAAAUACCAAAAGAGAACCCUAUUUCCUGGUGAAGGCAGACAUUCCCCCAGAUAUUGCCCACAUGAAAGAAUUCCUACUAUCAUAUGCUAGCACUGCAAUGUUAUCAUACAUAAACCUUGCUGAGGUCUUUUUUGCGUCUACUGGUACAUUACGUAUUUUCGAUUCCGAAAGAUUUAAUCCUAAAAUAUCCGGUCUUCUGCAGCCUCUAUCUGCAGGCUUGGUAGUCGAUGAUGAAGCUCUACCCAACUCUGUGAAAGAAUCCAGAGCUUUUUCGCCCCUCGAUUACGAUGAUAUAUCAAGCGAAUGGGUUGAUAUGAGUACUAUACCUUGCAUCAAAAGAUGCACAAGGUGCGGAUGCAUCACACGUGCUGGGAAUGUGGUUGAUACCAAGCAUACUGUUCUAGAAACUGCCAUUGUCACUAAGAGAUGGACAGCCCUUUAUUCAAGAUAUUGCCAGUGUACUGGUCUUCUUUACGAACUUGAACUCGACACGAGCGACUGA
Molecule: messenger RNA, 2802 nt
Organism: Eremothecium sinecaudum
Lineage: Eukaryota; Fungi; Ascomycota; Saccharomycetes; Saccharomycetales; Saccharomycetaceae
Gene: SIN4
Product: Sin4p
Exons: 1
Coding region: 1-2802 (933 amino acids)
Biological process (GO): positive regulation of DNA-templated transcription
Cellular component (GO): mediator complex
Source: RefSeq, a predicted model, not a curated record